GCCUCCUGUGCCGCCCGCAGAGCUCUGUGUCGGCGUGAUCCACCAGAAUGUGUUCUAUUUCGAAGGACGGCAGCGACGAAGAAUUUACCAGGACGUGGAACUCCAUGCGCUCAUCCUGACUCUUAUCCUCACGCUUCUCCUCUCGCCGGGGCGAGGCUUGCUGGAUCCAAGUUACUCCGAUCAGUACCCUACCCACCGGCAUCGACGGAACAUUCCCUUCCUCCUCAGCGCACACCUGAACCACAGUGCCAAUAGGAGUGUCCUGCCGUGGGUCUUCCAGCAGGUGGAUCGAAUCGGGCGCAUUGGUGAGCUACGGCUUUUGAAGCUUCUCGUCGAGUCGGCCAUGCACCGCUGGAUGUACACCAACAUGCGGGUGGUGGGCCAGGGGCAAUUCGGAACUGUGAUGCAGAGCGGCGUUACGCUGGGAAAUCAUGGUAACCUUCAGGUUGCCAUCAAGCACAUCCCGAAACAAACAAACAUCCAGGAUCGUUGCGUUUUGGUCGAUGUCUUCAACGAAAUCACCUGCUUGGACACGGUGCGAUUCGAGGACCACCUCUGUCAAAUCUUCGACUUCGGUGUGGAAGAGUCUUGCUACUGGAUUGUGAUGAAGUGUUAUGGCAGCACGUUGAAGAGGUGGCGAGAGCAGCUGAUUGGGACUGUGACUGAUCAUCUUCCGGUACUGCUGGCAAUUUUCAAGCAGAUCCUGGAGGCUGUGGCCGUGCUGCACAAGCAUGACAUCGUCCACUAUGAUCUCAAGUGCGACAACAUCAUGAUUGAAUCAGCUCACAGGUCCUCAAGUCCGGGCAGCGACAUCGACGAUGGCACCGUUGCGGAGUUGGAUGGCGCAGAAGAGGCAUUGCUCUCGUUGAUUUGCAGACCCAAGCUAGCCAUGGGAAGUUUAUGA
This is a messenger RNA of Symbiodinium necroappetens, 904 nucleotides long. NCBI's taxonomy places the organism in Eukaryota, Dinophyceae, Suessiales, Symbiodiniaceae. The record is from the annotation of a GenBank genome assembly.